Molecule: messenger RNA, 2227 nt
Organism: Cannabis sativa
Lineage: Eukaryota; Viridiplantae; Streptophyta; Magnoliopsida; Rosales; Cannabaceae
Product: heat shock 70 kDa protein BIP1
Exons: 5
Coding region: 56-2050 (664 amino acids)
Biological process (GO): cellular response to unfolded protein; protein refolding; endoplasmic reticulum unfolded protein response
Cellular component (GO): nucleus; endoplasmic reticulum chaperone complex; membrane
Molecular function (GO): ATP-dependent protein folding chaperone; heat shock protein binding; ATP hydrolysis activity
Source: RefSeq, a predicted model, not a curated record
CUUCACUCUCAUCGUUUCAAAACAUUAAAAAAAAGAAACUCAUAUUCAUCGAUCAAUGAUGGCAGCGAAAAAACUGUUUUUGUGUUUAGUAUUUUGUGUAGUGGCUUUGUUUGGGGUGGUGGCGUUGGCUGGUGGUUCUUCAUCAUCCAAAUCGAAACCCAGUUCUGUAAUAGGAAUCGAUCUUGGUACUACCUACUCUUGUGUGGGAGUGUUUAAAAACGACAACGUUGAGAUCAUAGCCAAUGACCAAGGCAACAGAAUCACCCCUUCUUGGGUGGCUUUCACAGAUUCCGAGCGCCUCAUUGGUGAAGCUGCAAAAAAUCAAGCUCCUCUCAAUGGACAAAGAACCGUUUUUGAUGUCAAGCGCCUUAUUGGCAGAAAAUUUGAUGACCCAGAAGUAGAGAAAGAUAUCAAAUUUUUACCUUAUAAAGUAGUCAACAAUGGUGGUAAACCAUAUAUUGAAGUGAAAGUGAAAGGUGAAACAAAGGUGUUUAGUCCUGAGGAAAUUAGCGCUAUGGUGUUGGGAAAGAUGAAAGAGACGGCAGAGCAAUAUUUGGGCAAGGAAAUUACCCAUGCUGUCAUCACUGUUCCAGCAUAUUUCAAUGAUGCUCAGAGACAAGCAACAAAGGAUGCAGGCACCAUAGCUGGGCUCAAUGUGGCUAGAAUAAUCAACGAGCCCACUGCUGCAGCUUUUGCCUAUGGUUUAGAUAAGAAAGGAGGAGAAGAGAAUAUUUUGGUGUUUGAUCUUGGUGGUGGUACUUUUGAUGUCAGUAUCUUGACCAUUGAUAAUGGUGUCUUUGAAGUUUUGGCUACAAGUGGAGAUACACAUCUUGGUGGAGAAGAUUUUGAUCACAGAGUCAUGGACUAUUUCAUCAAAUUGAUCAAGAAAAAGUAUAACAAAGACAUAAGUAACAACAGCAAAGCUCUUGGGAAACUUAGAAAAGAAUGUGAAAGAGCUAAGAGAGCUUUGAGUAACCAGCACCAAGUGAGGCUUGAAAUCGAAUCCCUUUUCGAUGGUAUUGAUUUCUCAGAGCCAUUAACAAGGGCUAGAUUUGAGGAACUUAAUAUGGAUCUGUUUAAGAAGACAAUGGGGCCAGUGAAAAAGGCUUUAAAAGAUGCAGGCCUUAAGAAAACUGAUAUUCAUGAGAUUGUGCUUGUAGGAGGGAGUACUAGAAUUCCUAAGGUUCAACAAUUGUUGAAGGAAUUCUUUGAUGGGAAAGAACCAAACAAGGGUGUUAAUCCUGAUGAGGCUGUGGCCUAUGGUGCUGCAGUUCAGGGUGCCAUAAUCAGUGGUGAAGGAGGAGAUAAAACAAAAGAUGUGGUUGUGAUUGAUGUUACUCCACUAAGUUUGGGAAUUGAAACAGCUGGUGGGGUUAUGACAAAAUUGAUUCCUAGGAACUCAGUUUUCCCUGCCAAAAAAUCUCAAAUAUUCACAACUUACUCAGACAAACAGAGCACAGUUACCAUCAGAGUAUUUGAAGGUGAAAGAUCCUUGGUAAAAGAUUGUCAUGAGCUUGGCAGAUUUGAUCUCUCUGGCAUUCCACCUGCUCCAAGAGGAGUCCCUCAAAUUGAAGUAACUUUUGAGGUUGAUGUGAAUGGGAUUUUACAUGUUAAAGCUGAGGACAAAGCAGCAAAGAAGGUUGAAUCCAUAACCAUUACAGAUGAGAAAGGUCGUUUAAGCCAAGAAGAUAUAGAAAGGAUGGUGAAGGAGGCUGAAGAAUUUGCUGAAGAAGAUAAGAUGAUGAAAGAAAAGAUUGACUCCAGAAACAAACUUGAGACCUACGUUUACAACAUGAAAAACACUGUUAAUGACAAUGACAAGCUUGGUGGUAAGAUUAGUUCAGAGGAUAAGGAAAAGAUUGAGAAUACUCUGAAAGAGGCUCUUGAAUGGUUGGAUGAGAAUCAAAGUGCUGAGAAGGAAGAAUAUGAUGUGAAGUUGAAAGAGGUUGAAGAGGUGUGUAAUCCUGUUAUAAGACAGGUUUAUGAGAACACUAGUGGGAAUUCUAAUGAAGAAGAAGAAGAAGAAGACUCCUAUAAUGACGAGUUAUAGUUAGAUUAUUUUAGUAUCAAAAAUGUCAAUCUCAUUCUUAGAUUAUUUUAGUAUUUUUUAUUUUUAUAAACAAUUUUUUUUCUUUUAUAAAUUAAUCAUAAAUUUAGUAUAGAAUAACAUAAGGUAAACAAUAUUUAUCGAUUGGUUUAAUUCAACCAUUAUUAAGUGUUUAAUCCC